This is a messenger RNA of Acanthocheilonema viteae, 348 nucleotides long. The record is from the annotation of a GenBank genome assembly. Lineage: Eukaryota; Metazoa; Nematoda; Chromadorea; Rhabditida; Onchocercidae.
AUGGCAUUUACUUACGAUACAGAUGAUAAAUUUAUGGUGAUAAUGUCGGCGGAUACGUUGCAGACAAUAUAUAAUCAAAUGGAAGAUGAUGACCCGGAAGCGGAAGACGAUGAACCGUUCACACCUGAUUUAAUGGAUGAAGCUUUGCAUACUGCUGAAGUUAUUGAUAUUUCUACUCCAUCAACAUCGCCAUCAGGAAUAUCAGAAUAUUUAGUGAUUAUACCACGCCAGCGUCGUCGAGCACAUUCAUUUGCUGCCAAACGUUUGACAUCCUCGCCAACUUUGUCAGAAUCACGUCGUAGCCGAACUUUAUCAGAAUCACGUCGUAGCCGACGUGAUUCUAAUUGA